Messenger RNA from Anguilla anguilla (European eel), 2876 nucleotides. Its product is annotated as BTB/POZ domain-containing protein KCTD21-like. The transcript has a single exon. Gene Ontology annotation, biological process: protein homooligomerization. Bases 582 to 1421 code for a protein of 279 amino acids. Gene Ontology annotation, molecular function: protein binding. NCBI's taxonomy places the organism in Eukaryota, Metazoa, Chordata, Actinopteri, Anguilliformes, Anguillidae. The record is from RefSeq and is a predicted model, not a curated record.
GAGUCGCAGCUGUUGCUGAAAGCAGUCUCGGCAAAGAACAUCAGCCCUUCAGCAAACCUCUCUUUUUUCUGACAGUAUCAGCACUGAUCAAGUCCUAUGUAAGAAGGAAAUACAUUUCGGAGGCGUAAGAAGUUAGAAUUUGGAUGUCAUUAAAAUUCAUCUCCAGCCGCGACGAAAGGUGCCAACGAUCCACUUCAGAGCUCGGUCUACAUCUACCAGCUGAACUAGAAUUCCUGAGUUAUGUAACGUGUCCUAAGUCAGCUGACUGGAUUGAAAGGGACUGGAAAACCUUAUAAAGAAGUGGGGUUGAAAAAAAAUCUGAUAUAAAAACAACAGAAACGCGCGCCCACGCGUAUUCAGAAUAUUUAAUUUCACUUUAAAUUUAAUUUAAUGUCUUUCUCUGCAUCACUGGCUCUUUGUCGGUUUGGGAAAAUAAAAAGUCACUUCAUACUUCUAUAAGCCAACUAGCUUAACGAUUCUGUGACUAUUUUGUCUUAAUUUGUCAAAAACAAAAUUGCCAAUUGCCGAUUUAUUGUUUUAUGUAUUAGAAAGCGUUAGAAAUUGAGUUCAGUGGCAAGAGGAUGCUGAAUUUGAAUAGUCCAGACAGCAAUUCUUUCCAGGACCCCGUGUCACUCAACGUCGGCGGAGAGGUGUACACCACUACCUUGGACACGCUUACACGCUGCAGGGACUCCAUGCUGGGUGCAAUGUUUACUGGGCAGAUCCCGCUACUCCGAGACAAGCGAGGCAACUUUUUCAUAGAUCGCGACGGAAAAGUAUUCCGUUACAUCCUCAACUACCUCCGAUCGAACAGCCUUGACCUACCAGAUGACUUCAAGGAGAUGUCGCUGCUUAAGCGAGAGGCGGAUUUCUUUCAAAUACGACCCCUGCUGCACGAGAUACGGCGCUAUGAGUCUGGACCACAAGGGGUAAACUGGCGUAGUGCAGUGCUCAAUACAGAUGUGGACAGCCAGGUACGUGUACUGCACUUCAACCUGAAACGCGGACCAGAGAAUUACGAGUUGCGUUCCUGCGCAGUGCGUGUUUACUCUGCCAAUGUAUUCUGCACUUCAUGCGCCUUCAUAAAGCUACUAUGUACCCGUUUCUCGUACCGGACGCGGGAACGUACCGCAUCCCCGCAAUCCAACGAAGAAAAGCCAAACUAUCUUCGUAUGGAGUGGGUUCCUCGGCCAGAAGACUUGCCCCAGGACCAGUACGAGAAGAACAGCUUCCGAGAACUAACGGUUACAUCCCAGGUGACAUCCCCCGCUACCUCGCCAACGUCUGUAAUCCCAGACACUCGUGCGUUCAUGGAGGAAAUGCUGAAGGUCUCCCUGUCUGAGGGGUUUCGCGUGGACUCAGUCUUCCCUGAUCCGUCAGACAUCCUUAACUGCCGGUCGCUGCGAUUUGUUAGGUACUAAGGCGCCUGAUAUUGACCCAAGGAAGGAUAACAAUGUUUACAUCUUAUUAUCACUAUUUUUUCGAAGAUAGUUACAACUUUAAACAAGACCGUUCUAAAUGUGUUUACAGCAACAAUCUGAUCCUGAAACACGGUUACAAAACGUGACUAAUAGCCUAACAGUUGUAACAAUUGCAGAGUAAUACAGAUCUCAGAGUGUAGCCAAGCUGCGUAAUUUUUUUUCUUCUCAUGGGAACCUGUCUUAACGGUUCCGACCAUUAUGAAAGAUUUUCAACGGUGUUCGUAGUUAAUGUUUUGCCAGUCAAGUGUCCUUGAAACCCCUUUUGUUUCAACGUCUUGAAUUUUGUUUAGUCCUAGCUUUCUAAUUUGUUUGUAACAAGUAUUCCUAUUGCUUAUAUCCCUGCACUAGGACUGAACUGAAAGGAAAACAAAUAUUUCCUUCUCACGAGGCCCACCAUCUCGUUAAAAUUGAGAGCCAAAUUGAUCCACGGCACCUACUGAAGGCUUGAGUGAGUUUGGACGCAACUGACAGUUGAAAUAGGUGCAGCACAGAACAAUUUUGACAAAUUGGAGUGUGUGCAUGCCAGACAUUCUUUUGUACUGUAUUCAUGGCAGAUUUAGAAACAUCAGAAGAAUGCUGGUUGAAUGGUAUGCCAAAUCCAUGCUGUUGCGAAAUAAUCCAUUUGGUUUUUUUUCUGCAUUGUAUGAUUCAUUGUAUGUAAUCAUGUAUUGUAAAGCGUCUUUGAGACUAUGAAAAGCUCUAUAUAAAAUAAAUGUAUUAUUAUUAUUAUUAAGGGGGGAAGUAUACAAUACAGUACAAUACAAGUAUUUGUCUCAAACAUUAUGAAGCUCAAUGUAUGUUUCAUAAUGACUGCUGGUGGUAAAGAUAACAUAAAUGUUUGUUUGAAAAAUGGUCAGAAGCAAGAAAAAUUCCGGAGUCUUGAUUAUUUUCGCAGCUGAGCUGGCUCCAAACUUUUAUUUCACAGUAAGAAAGAUUGACAGCUGACAUCUGCAGUUGACAGAAGAGAAUAAAAAAACAUUUUGAAAAUGGGAAACAACAAUGGAGAACAGAAAACAGAAAAAAGCAUUAGUGAUACUAUGUCCUCAACAUAAAAUAGUGUACCUCUGCUAUUUAGUGAGAUUUCUUUCCAGAUCCAACGACAUACAGCUGUAACAACCAUUGCUUUCAGUUCCUUAACUAAAAGAGAAUUCCCUUGGCAUUUGUCACCCUCCCCCAGAAGAAUAACACCCUUAAUGUUGUUCUUAGGGAUCCUUGUUUUCAGUCACUGGACUGUAACCACUAGCCUUCUAGACAAUAGACCCCCCCCCCCCCCCCUUAAUACCAGGCAGCCUCCUGCCUCUGUAGGCCAACUCAAUUCAACACGCAAACACAAUUAGAUCAGGCAAGAUAUACAUAGUAUAAACUCUACGCACUUUAACAAAUGCAGUGCAUUAG